Messenger RNA from Cladophialophora psammophila CBS 110553, 1530 nucleotides. RefSeq lists its product as uncharacterized. The transcript has 2 exons. Lineage: Eukaryota; Fungi; Ascomycota; Eurotiomycetes; Chaetothyriales; Herpotrichiellaceae. The record is from RefSeq and is a predicted model, not a curated record. Bases 1 to 1530 code for a protein of 509 amino acids. Gene Ontology annotation, molecular function: protein binding.
AUGGGCCUCUUCCGCCGACAUACCGCCGACGAUAUCGAGGAAAUGGCUCCUCUACCGCCUGAUGAGGCCACCUCGAUGACAACUACCAACUCGGUAGACCACCAGAAAGCAGCGCUGGUCCGACUCCCUUCCGAGAUCAUCUAUCAAAUACUAUGCUAUCUGCCAUGUCAAUCACUCGUCUCACUCUCUCGGUGUUGUCGUCGGCUACGAGGACUGGCCUCCAAUGACCUUCUCUGGGCCAACUUACUUCGCCCGAAUAUUCCUGCAGAAGACUUUCCGUCGGAUCCGUAUCCUUCAUCCUCGCAUCGUGAUUUAUACAUCACGCAUCAUCCCUACUGGUUCGUGCCCCGAAACAAGAUCUGGAUUUCCGAUGAACCGCACAUCGGCCGCGUGAUGAUCUGCCGUUUCGACCCGCGGCGAGGCUGUAUUGAGGGAUACCGCCUUCUGGCUGAGAGGACUCCAUCAAUGGGUCUUCUCUGGCCUUAUGAACCCAGUGUGGUCAUUCACAACUUCCAUCCACGCGUGCACCUCUGGUUGGAUGACCCGAUCCUCAAACUGCCGCAUGACAUCGUCCCUUUCAAUACCCGUCAGGGUUGGUGGGAAGCCGAGAUUAAAAUGACUGUUGGACGGCCCGGACACAACACGUCUGCCUCUUUCUUCUUGAGCAGAGACAUUCCUCUACAUUUGCAGAACAAAUCCAUGGCUCUCUGGCCACCAAGAACAAUCCCCGAUAUGCCUCGCGUGCGCGCCGCCAGCGUGGAUAAGUUCCGCGGGUCAGGACAUAAACCGCAAAAAUACGAUCAGAUCUCGCAGACUACCUUUCGCCUCAGGCAUUGGAGCCAAUUUUCAUCAGGCAUGGCGCACUUCGGGAUUAGGAUAGGUGAAGAAGUCUCGACGUGGAGUACCAUUGAUCCGGUGUUGUACACCCCGACAAAGGAAAAGCCUUACCAAGGUAUCUUUGUGGGCGAUUACGCCAGCCACGGAUGCGAGUUUCUGUUGGUCAUGCAGUCGGAAAAAGGCCCUGAGAUUCCUGAACGUCGACCCACGGACGCCUAUUUGAGAGGGCUAAUUGACUUGCCUGCCGAGAGCGAGGAAGAUGAGUUGGACGAACCGGUGCUUGCCCAGCAGACAGACGAACAGCUUUCUCAGUCCCAGUCGCAAUAUCAACGCGACAUGAUGGCAAUGUAUGAAGACGAGGGCAUAUACAAAGGCUCCAUCGAGGCGGUCAAACUAACGGGAGAUCCCCACGUUCCGCGAGGAGAGUACACUUUCGUGGCGGAUGACAUUGGACCUGGUGGAUUGAUUAGAAUUGCAGAGGAACAUCCGUUUAGGGGGGCGAGGGUGGUGAGAAGCAGGGGGCACGUCGCUGCAAGGGGAUUUCAGAAUGACGAAUUCAUUCCCUCCCAGCUUAUCAUGAUUUCGCCCAAUAAAUUGGCCCAGUAUUGGGUGCCAUACGGUCAUAUCUCCUUCUACGAGAGGAUCGAUCUCGACCAGUUGAUAGAUGAUACUUUCCGUGGAGGGCAUGGAUAG